ACAAAACCUGUUGCAUUUGCAGUUCGGACAAAUGUUGGGUACAGUGCAGCUCACGAUGAUGAUGUCCCCGUCCCAGGCAUGGCCAUCUCGUUUGAGGCUAAAGAUUUUCUUCAUGUUAAAGAAAAAUUUAAUAAUGACUGGUGGAUAGGACGGUUGGUAAAAGAAGGCUGUGAAAUAGGAUUCAUACCAAGCCCAGUCAAACUAGAAAAUAUGAGGCUGCAGCAUGAACAAAAGGCAAAACAAGGAAAAUUCUACUCCAGUAAAUCAGGAGGAAACUCUUCAUCCAGUUUGGGUGACAUCGUUCCUAGUUCCAGAAAAUCGACGCCUCCAUCAUCUGCUAUAGACAUAGAUGCCACUGGCUUAGAUGCAGAAGAAAAUGAUAUUCCAGCAAACCAUCGCUCCCCCAAACCCAGUGCAAACAGUGUAACAUCACCCCACUCCAAAGAGAAAAGAAUGCCCUUCUUUAAGAAGACAGAGCACAUCCCUCCCUAUGAUGUAGUGCCUUCUAUGCGACCAGUAGUUUUAGUGGGGCCUUCUCUGAAGGGCUAUGAGGUAACAGAUAUGAUGCAAAAAGCAUUAUUUGAUUUUUUAAAACAUAGAUUCGAAGGGCGUAUAUCAAUUACACGAGUCACAGCAGACAUCUCGCUUGCCAAACGCUCAGUAUUAAACAACCCCAGUAAGCACGCGAUCAUAGAGCGAUCCAACACGAGAUCCAGCUUAG
This is a messenger RNA of Merops nubicus (carmine bee-eater), 721 nucleotides long. RefSeq names its product voltage-dependent L-type calcium channel subunit beta-2. The record is from RefSeq and is a predicted model, not a curated record. Gene Ontology annotation, biological process: calcium ion transmembrane transport; regulation of voltage-gated calcium channel activity; chemical synaptic transmission. Gene Ontology annotation, molecular function: high voltage-gated calcium channel activity; protein binding. The annotation marks the transcript as partial. The transcript has 7 exons. Lineage: Eukaryota; Metazoa; Chordata; Aves; Coraciiformes; Meropidae. Gene Ontology annotation, cellular component: voltage-gated calcium channel complex.